CGAAUGACGAAAAAUGGCUGUCUAGCGACGUUUUGAUGAUUAUUUUGUGUUAGGUUAUUGUUUGUUUUACAAAGAGGCGUGAUAACAAACAAUAAGCAAAUAUGACAGCCGCUGUAAACAGAAAAGGAACAUUUGUUCUGUCUGAUCCAGAGCCAACAAGAGAAUCUGGUAUGGACAAGCAAAAUGUGAUGCGACUGAGGAUAAACAGAAUCGCUCUUGUCCAGGAGUUGCGAGUGGAACACAUCCUCAACCACUUGAUUGACACACAAGUCUUGUCUGAGGAAGACUUAAAGAAGAUCCAUGCUGGCUCCUCUCACUCAGACAAAGCCAGAAUACUUGUGGAUUUAUUGCCAGGUAAAGGUCAGCAUAUUGACUGGUACAGAUCAUUUCGUGAAGCCCUGCAAAACCCUGAAGCAGCCCAAGACAUCAAGAAACGAUAUAGACUGCUGGUUGAUUUCUUAGACAACACUGUCAUCCACCGACCAAAUUCACAGCAAUCCAAAUUUUCAGAACUCCCCAAUCCAAGAAAGGACUCAUUUAAACUACCGAAGUAUGACCCUUUGCCAAACAUUAAAGCGAAUGGGCAGGCUCAGAAUGUUCUUAUUCUGGAUGAUGAGAGAAAACAAGAUGAGAAAGAAGACAACAGUCUUAGAGAGGUUGAUGAGAAGGAUGAGAAGAUUUCCAUGUGGAGUGGAACGUUUGAGAAGACCAAUGACUCAGUGACGCUUGUCAAGGGGUACUUUCAGCAGUGGAUCCCCACACCAGACAACUUUCGAUCCCUGCUCACGGUCCCUCAGGAGCAUCUGCACCAGCUGGGCCGGUCCUCAGACCCUGCAGACCGGGAGCAACUGGAGCAUGAGACAAGGGCGCUGGAGCGUAUCAAGAAACUCGAGAUCGUCACUGUACUUGCACGCCGUAAAAUGCUGCCGACGGGCUUCGAGCUCUGCAUGUGCGAUAUUGUUCAGGAGAUAUUUAAAGAACCGCAAUAUUAUCAUCUGUAUUUUAAAUACCUGAAGUCAUUGGAAGCCAAUGAUGUGAAUCUUUUGCAAGACAUUGUCACCUCUUUCUACUCAGUUUUGAAGAGUAACACCAAACAAGCGAGGAACUCAGAAAGCGUCAAGCACUUCACCUCGCUGGCAUUUCAACUCAUUGACUUCAUGACAGAGUAUGGUUACUACACAGACGCUGAGAAGGUCAUGUCGGUACUGAUGCAGUUCCUGAGCGAGUCCCACCACCUGGAUAUCUGGAUGACCAAGUAUAGGGGCUAUGUCAAGCUGAUGCACCUCCGCAACCGCAACUACAACUUCCUGUCUGCGAGUCAGGCGUACCAGUACGCCGUUGAGAUGACAUGGCAGAUCAAGAUGAUGUCGUUCGGUCAGAACAUCAUCAACGAGGGGGAGCUACAGAAUGAGCUGAGCCACAUGCUCCUAGAGCUUGGCUCAAUAAACCCGGCAUACUCCUGGGCACAGAGUGCUCUCAAGGCUAUUCAGGAGACGGACAAAGUAGUCGUGGUGAAUACUCUGUGUAACGCUGUUAUGGCUUUCUGUGCACGUUGGCAGGUGAAGAAGGCUGAGAAACUGGCCAUAUAUGCCACACAGUUUGCACAUCAUCACUUUGGCAAGAGGAAUCCUCUCUACCUAAAGGCCUUGCUACAUCUGUGCCACUUCUCUACGGAGUUUAAGCAGGAUGAGUCAGGGUUGCAGCUUGCAAUGUACACCCUAUCGACUGCCAAGAAGAUUUACUGCUGUGACACCAUUGAGCUGGCGUUUGCCCACCGUGCGGCCAGCAAGGCGCUGAUGGUGUGUCAGAGGUUUGACACAGAGAAGUAUUACUAUCACGCAUAUGAGGGGCUGCGUAUCGCCAGGAGGAUACUCACAGAGGACCAUCCCAUGCUCUACCUCUUCCUCCAUACAUCCGCGUCUGCUCUGCAGUGGAAGGCGUUCCACGCUAGCAAGGAGUCCCAAGACCGGACCCUGGCCCUGGCUGAGGGCGAGGCACGCAAGGCCCUGGAGCUGGUCAUUCAGCACUACGGGGAGGUCAGCCUGCGCACUGCACAGGUCUACUCACUGCUCGGGCAGGUCUACUCUAAAAUGGACAGAAAUACAAUGCCCGAACUGGCGAAACAUCCGCUGCAGGUGGCAGAAGACAUGCUUCAGACGAGUGUGGCGCUGAUGAAGCUGUGUCAGCCCAGUACCAGCUACUUCCGUCUGCUCGCAGCAGCAACGCUCGGCACCUUCUAUAAGAUCACAGAAAAACCUAAAGAGUGUAUCAUGAUCCUGAGAGUUGUGGUCGACAGCAUAGCAAGCAUGCUUUAUACCCAAGACUCCCCAGGGGUGUACAUGAAGUGGGUGCACACUUGCUUUGAGAACCUCAUACAUACCUUGCAGUCUCUCAAUAUCAACAAACAGGUGGAUGCAACUCAGAUCCAGCUCUCCCACUGGCUGCGUGACAACCCCCGCUUGGAGACCGUGGUUUCCAUGACAACGCUGCAUGAGGCCCCCUGCAGUCUGGAGGUAUUCAUGGGGGAGUUCAACUCCUGGGAGAAACGCACCAAGAAAGCACUAAACUUUGUGAAGGAGGCAAAAACUGGUGACAAUCAACAGUAGAGACCAGGAAAUUAUACAUGAAGAGAGCAUCCAUAUUUUAGCUGGGAAGAAAAGCCUUAAUGCAUGUGCAUAAAGUGUCUAAUCAGGGACAACACUUUACGCUUUUUAUGCCCCCGGAUUGAAUGAUCGGGGUAAAUUGUUUUUGGCCUGUCUGUCUGUCAUUGUGUGUGUCUGUCUAAAACUGUAAUCUUGGUCUGAACUUUUGCAAUAUUAAAGAUGGCAACUUGAUAUUUGGCAUGCAUGUGUAUCUCAUGGAGCUGCACAUUUUGAGUGGUGAAAGGUCAUCCUUCAAGGUCAAAAGUCAAAUAUAUGGCUUCAAAGGGCAGUAGGGGGCAUUGUGUUUCACAAACACAGCUCUUGUUUUGUACAUGUAUUUUUCAUUAAAAAGGAAGUCACUUCUUAGUGAAAUCCAGUUUAGGUGGAAAGAGUUAUCCCUUAUCAGUCUAUGGGAACUACUCAGGGUAAUCUGGGACAAUGCUUUAUACACUUGCAUUAAGCCCCAUUUUCCCUGAGAAAGGCCAAUAUGUUGGUUUGACAUGCAUGAUCUUACUAGGAGCCAUGUCAUGUUGGGGUACCUCUGUAUUUUUGGGAAUAAGGCUUGUAUAUGUUGAGUUUCUUUGGGAAAUCUUAACUCGAUAUGUACUUAAAUAAAAAAUGUCUACAUGAAAGCAACAAAAUAUUUAAAAAAAACAACAUAGAAUUAGUAUUCACUAGUUUAGAUAAUUUAAUUUCAAAACAACGUUAUAUGGAAUUGUAUUUAUUAAGUUAUAUCUUUCCAAAGGAUCUUUGUGACUGUAGAUGUGAUCAUUUGCUCAGUCUGUUAACCCUUUGCAUGCUGGGAAAUUUGUUGUCUGCUAAAAUGUUGUCUGCUGACUUUUUAUAAUUAGCAUUUUCUUAAAAAAAAAUUAAAAGAAUACUAUCAGAAUAGCAAACAGUUUGGAUCCUGAUGAGACGCCACGUUUUGUGGCGUCUCGUCUGGAUCCAAACUGUUUGCAAAGGCCUUUAAAAUUCGGUUCCAGCACUGAAAGGGUAUAGUCUCUCCUAUCAUUUCUGGCAUGUUUGACUUUAUAGCCAUAGUUUAGUUACUUUUUCUUCCAAGCAAUACUAAUAAUAGCUCAUUUUUUUGCACUUUGUAUAUUGUCUAAUAUCAGACUUCCAUAUCUUUCGGCAUGUAUGCAUUGAAUGUAAUGUAACAUAGAAAAAACACCUUCUACCUAUGAAUGAUUACCUUAAAUAAUUAUUCACAGAUGCUUGCAUCACAAAGACUGUACACUCUGGCUUUAUUUAUUUAACCCUUUACCACUUAGAUAUGUCUUUUGAUGCAUUUGUAUUACCACUUAGAUAGGUCUUUUGAUGCAUUUGUAUUACCACUUAGAUAGGUCUUUUUAUGCAUUUGUCGUCACAUAGAAAGUUGAAUUUAGUUAAAGACCUUUCUUACUAGAGACAAGUUUUAAAGGCUUCAUUUCCAACCCUUAGUUAAUGAAGAGCAGCAAACAGCAUAAAACCUGAACAGACUGCAAGUUACUUGCAUCAAUCUAUUUUCCGAAAUUGAAGUGCUCUCAGAAAUAUUUUGUUUUGUGUUUGACAUGUGGUUCUGUAACCUCUGGGUACAUGUAAGUGUUAAAACUGUACAACAUAACGUUUCUGCUGAUUUUUUUUCUGCUUUCAUGCUUUAACUUUGUAAGCAUUUAGCUGUUUAUUGAUGUUUAUAUUUCUUUUACAUCUUGAACAUUCACAAGGAUAACAAGGACUUGCCCUUACAACCUGUGUAUUCACUUGAAGGUGUUCACAUGUCUGUAGAUUAAAAAAUUUGCUUUCUCUUUUGCUGUGAUAAAUGCAACUGUGGUAGAUUUUGUUAACCAUUAAAAGUGAAGUUGUGUGAUGCAAUUAUCAUAUGUUAUUAUGUUGUAUUUACACUCAGCAAAACAUAAUGUUGGUAAAAACCAACUCAAUUGAAGCAUAUUUGUAAACUAAAUUCAGCAUACAUGUACUGUACUAUAAUCUGUUAACUGUGAAUUUAAUAAAACUGUUAUGACCAAUACUUUAGCUGCAUUUCUAGGUGCUUUGUUUAGAGAAAAUUGACCAUGAUUUUAUUUCCUUUCAAUAAUUGUGUUUGUUAUUUAUUUAUAAUAUUAUAUGCAAAAAUAACAUGUUAUGCAUUCUCAUAAAAUGUUUCAGAUGUUAUACUCCUUUUGUGAUAAAUGGAUUAAAUCGUUUAAUACUU
This is a messenger RNA of Dreissena polymorpha, 4830 nucleotides long. RefSeq names its product amyloid protein-binding protein 2-like. The record is from RefSeq and is a predicted model, not a curated record. NCBI's taxonomy places the organism in Eukaryota, Metazoa, Mollusca, Bivalvia, Myida, Dreissenidae. The transcript is spliced from 14 exons. Gene Ontology annotation, molecular function: protein binding. The coding region runs from base 102 to 2606 and encodes 834 amino acids. Gene Ontology annotation, biological process: intracellular protein transport; regulation of apoptotic process.